AUGUCUUAUUCCAGGGUCAAGAUUGCCGCCCGUCUCCGACCAGCCAUCCCAGGCGAGAUCCAUGACAAUGCUAUCCGUGUCCUUAACUCCGACGCAGGCCCAUAUAUCUCCGUUGACAAUCCUAGAGACCCAUCUCAGACGUUCAAAUACCCCUUCUCGUCUUGCUAUGACCAAUCGUCCAGUCAAGACCAGAUCUUUGACCGCGAUGUUAAGCCCCUCAUAGAGGUCGUCUUCUCCGGCGUCACCGCCACUGUCUUUGCAUAUGGUGUCACUUCAUCCGGCAAGACCCACACCAUGCAAGGCAACACCCAACAUCCAGGCAUCAUCCCUCGUGCCGUUGAGGAAAUAUUCCGGAGAGCUGCCUCCACUGGCCUUCACGCAUCAAUUGCGGCUUCCUACAUGGAGAUAUACAAAGAUGAAGUGUAUGACCUUCUCGUCGACAGGGAAACAGCUGCCAAACUCCCCGUGCGCGAGAACGAAGUUGGCCAGGUCUUCGUUGCGAACCUCUCCAUGCUUCCCCUCGACUCCCUUCAAGACUUUCACACGAUCUUUUUACGCGCCAACAAGCAACGUUCUGUCAGCUCCACCAACCUCAACUCGGUUUCGUCCCGUUCCCAUGCUAUUCUCACAAUUCACGUCAACGUCAUCGAUCCUGUGGCCAACAUGACCUUAGCUGGUAAACUGAACCUCGUCGAUCUUGCAGGCUCAGAGAACAACAAGCUCACCGGCAACGACGCGACCCGCAUGGCUGAGUCAGCGGCGAUCAACAAGUCGCUCAGCGUCCUCGGCCAGGUCGUGCAUGCGCUCAACCAAGGCGCAAGCCGCAUUCCGUACCGCAACUCCAAGCUCACGCGGAUAUUGCAAGACGCGCUGGGCGGAAGCUCCAUUGGUCUCCUGAUAUGCAACCUCGCGCCAGGCACGAAGUUCCGACAAGAUACCCUCAAUACCCUCAACUUCGCCGUCCGGACAAAGAACAUCCAGAACAAACCCGUGGUCAAUCAACAAGCCACAACAGUCGCAGCACUACCAAAGCCCAUCCAGCUCUCCACCUCAUUCACCUUGACUUCGUUCAACCAGCCUUCGUCGGCGGCCACAGCUGGACCUUCCCGCCUUCCUGGUCCCCGACCCUCACGUGUCCCCAGACCGUCCGGCUUCGGCUUGGACCAUGUAGGCGGGCGCAGCUCACUCCCUCUCCCCCUUGUUGCUGAAGCCAUUAAGAUUGAGGAGAAACCACCUGUCGUCCCUGCACACCUCACGGAAGAGGAGAUUAAUGCCCGCAUCGCGAAAGCCGUGGAGCGCGAGGUAGCCCGUCGCCUUGAAGAAGAGCGUGAGCGUCUCCGGCGUGAGGAGGAGGAGAGGGCUGCCAACCUCUCAGCAGGUUCCUCCGCCUCCGCCUCCCGCAACCACCAUGUAAUCACCGACGGCAGCACCAACAUCAGCAUCAACACCACCCAGGAAGACAACUCGACGUCAUCUUCAUCAUCGGCACUCGAGUCUCUCCCCUCGGGUAUGCUCACGCCGCUGCUAAAGUCCAAGGCCGGCGCGUCCGAGGACGAGCUCAAGCGCCGCCUCGAUGAGCUCGAGGCCAGAUUCGAGCGCGCUAACAAAGCGGCUAGCACGGCGCUGCAUCUUGCCGACGUGCUUUCACCGAUCUCGAAGAAGAAGACUGGGCGGGCGUAUGUCGCCCUCGCGCGGUCGCAGUCGCAGAAGAAUAACCUCGAAGUGGCCCUGGAACUGUAUCGCAAAGCCGAGACGUACGUCCCGGACAACGUCAAGCUCCGGGAGAGAAUUAUCGAGAUCGAGUGGGCAGUCAAGAACAACCGCCCGUUCAACCCUUCCCCCAAGAAACGCCGCCGCGCAGCCCAGUCCAAGAGCAAGUCUGGGCGCAGCAAGCGCAAGGCGACGCCGUCCCGGGACCAGGAUGGUGAUGCAGAGGAGUCCGGCAAGGAGAAUUUCAGCGGCGAUGAGGCUCUGAGCGCAGGGAAGCGCAAAGUCGAGGACGCGGAGGCGGGCACACCACCGAGGAAGCGAAGGCUCGUUAAGAUCGAGGAGCUGGCUUGAGUGAUUGUGCCAGUGUGCGGACGGCUUUGUGGAUUAUCCCUCGUGCGAACGCGUUCCUGCCCCACGGUCUUCCGUUGUAUGGGUAUAGUGAUAGGAUAGGAUACAUAUAUUACCGGUUUU
Messenger RNA from Dichomitus squalens LYAD-421 SS1, 2181 nucleotides. RefSeq names its product kinesin-domain-containing protein. The record is from RefSeq and is a predicted model, not a curated record. Gene Ontology annotation, biological process: mitotic spindle organization; microtubule-based movement. Gene Ontology annotation, molecular function: microtubule binding; ATP binding; microtubule motor activity. The transcript is spliced from 14 exons. NCBI's taxonomy places the organism in Eukaryota, Fungi, Basidiomycota, Agaricomycetes, Polyporales, Polyporaceae. The coding region runs from base 1 to 2061 and encodes 686 amino acids.